Recurvomyces mirabilis is the source of this 729-nucleotide messenger RNA. It is a transcript of the gene TRM9, whose product is annotated as tRNA methyltransferase, has a role in tRNA modification. Gene Ontology annotation, cellular component: cytoplasm; nucleus. Gene Ontology annotation, molecular function: S-adenosylmethionine-dependent methyltransferase activity; tRNA (5-carboxymethyluridine(34)-5-O)-methyltransferase activity; tRNA binding. The record is from RefSeq and is a predicted model, not a curated record. Lineage: Eukaryota; Fungi; Ascomycota; Dothideomycetes; Mycosphaerellales; Teratosphaeriaceae. The coding region runs from base 1 to 729 and encodes 242 amino acids. Gene Ontology annotation, biological process: tRNA wobble uridine modification; tRNA methylation. The transcript has 3 exons.
AUGGGCAAUGUCUUGAAAGCAGGGAAGCAGUACGAGGAAACGCAUGUUCAUGAAGUGUACGAGCAGAUCGCCUCACACUUCUCGUCAACUCGCUACAAGCCUUGGCCCAUCAUCGAGCGAUUCCUUCAAGAGCUACCGGCCGGUUCGAUAGGACUAGAUAUUGGAUGUGGCAAUGGCAAAUAUUUAGCCGUCAAUCCAAACGUCUUCAUCGUUGGCUCAGACAGAUCGUCGAAUCUGGCUAGCAUUGCAUUACAGCAUCAGCCACAUUCGGUCGUGGUAGCAGACAUACUUGACCUGCCUCAUCGGAACGGGCACUUCGACUUCGCCAUCUCUAUAGCGGUGGUACAUCACCUAUCAACGACAGAGCGACGGCGGGAAGCCAUUGAUUCGAUACUUACGACACUCCAACCAGAUGGCAGAGCUCUCAUCUACGUAUGGGCGCUGGAGCAAGGAAGCAGCCGGCGCGGCUGGUCUGAAGGCGACGAGCAGGAUGUGAUGGUGCCGUGGGUCAUGAAGGGAUCGAAGAAGUCGAAGGUAACCAGCGGGCAAGCUCCAAGUGAUCAGGUUGUCAUUCACGGCGUCGAAGACAAGACAUUCCAUCGCUACUACCAUUUGUACCGCAAGGGCGAGCUAGAAGCUGAUGUUAAGGCCGUCGGUGGCGAAAUAGUCGAGGCUGGUUAUGAGAAAGAUAAUUGGUGGGCAAUAGCAAGGCCGAAAGAUGUCAAGUGA